UGUUUGUUUGUGAUGGAAAUGAUGGCGCUGAAUGGAAACUGUAGGACUAAUCCCAAAGACCAGGCGUCGGUCCAGAACAGUUUUCCAGAUGUUGUUGAGUUAAACGUCGGGGGGCAGGUUUAUUACACGCGCCACUCAACUUUGGUGGGCACCCCAAACUCGUUACUUGGGAAGCUCUUCUCUUCCAAAAAAGAAGCGUCUAAUGACCUGGCAAGGGACCCCAAAGGCCGUUACUUCAUCGACAGGGAUGGGUUUUUAUUCCGCUACGUUUUGGAUUUUCUCCGGGACCGGCAGGUUGUCCUCCCGGACCAUUUUCCGGAGAAAGGGAGGCUCAGAAAGGAGGCUGAGUACUUCCAGCUGCCUGACCUGGUGAAGCUCUUGAGCCCCGAGGAUAUCAAACACAGCCCGGAUGACUACUUCCACAGCGACCACGAGGAUGGGUCUCAGGGCAGCGACCACCGGCAGUGCCCCCCGCCCUCUUUGGUCCCCGCGGAUAGAAAGAGCGGCUUCAUCACGGUGGGCUACCGAGGCUCGUGCACCAUGGGCCGUGAGAAUCAGUCUGAUGCCAAGUUCCGGAGGGUCCCUCGGAUACUGAUUUGCGGCAGGGUGGCCCUCGCCAAAGAGGUAUUCGGGGAGACUUUAAACGAGAGCCGUGACCCGGACAGGACACCGGACCGGUACACCUCCCGGUUCUACCUCAAGUUCAAGCACCUGGAGAGAGCUUUUGACAUGUUGUCGGAGUGCGGUUUCCAAAUGGUGGCCUGCAACUCGUCGGUCACGGCCUCGUUUGUCAACCAGCACACGGAGGACAAAGUCUGGUCCAGCUACACGGAGUACGUGUUCUACCGUAAACCCCAACGCUGUGCAUCUCCCAAACAGCUCCAUGCAGAAAGACUUCAUGACAAAAAUCAAUCAGAGGGCAAUCGCGAGAGCGGCACCUCCUUCAACGAGCUCUCCACUUCCAGCUCAGAGAGUCAGUCAGAAGCCAGCUCUCCCCAGGGAACGGUCAUCUGCGGUCCCGUCAGUCGUCAGUCACAUCCUCAUACCAAGGUUCACACCCUGGAUAGGCCGCUUAAGAAAGGCCCGGUUAGCAUGCUUCAGCAGUCUGAACAGCGACGGAAGAGUGACUUACUCCGCACCCUUACCGCCAGUUCUCGAGACACCAGCGGCAGCAAGAAGCGGCCCGCGAAGGAGAAGCUAACUGUUGAGGAGGAGCUGGAAAAGUGCAUUCAAGACUUCCGAAAGAUCAAGAUCCCGCAGAGGUUUCCUGAGAGGAAGUACAUGUGGCAGGCUGACCUACUAAGAAAGUACCAUGUUUGAGCAUGGGUAAAGGAUGCAAAGAGAGAGCACAAACACAAGGCCAAGGAUUAGUUUAUGUCUUUUUGAUCGUGAACUUUUGCCACAAAAUUACGUUUGCGGGGGAAAAAAAAAACUU
Molecule: messenger RNA, 1435 nt
Organism: Nematolebias whitei (Rio pearlfish)
Lineage: Eukaryota; Metazoa; Chordata; Actinopteri; Cyprinodontiformes; Rivulidae
Gene: kctd16b
Product: potassium channel tetramerization domain containing 16b
Exons: 5
Coding region: 13-1320 (435 amino acids)
Biological process (GO): protein homooligomerization; regulation of G protein-coupled receptor signaling pathway
Cellular component (GO): postsynaptic membrane; presynaptic membrane
Molecular function (GO): protein binding
Source: RefSeq, a predicted model, not a curated record